Molecule: messenger RNA, 906 nt
Organism: Microthlaspi erraticum
Lineage: Eukaryota; Viridiplantae; Streptophyta; Magnoliopsida; Brassicales; Brassicaceae
Source: the annotation of a GenBank genome assembly
AUGGCCCCUACAAUUUCCAUCGACUACUCAAUCAAUUCAACCGAGAAGGCACAUCAAGGAAGAGCCUACGUGACGUUUUUGGCAGGCGAUGGAGACUACGUGAAGGGAGUGGUGGGACUAGCAAAGGGUUUACGUAAGGUGAAAAGUGCUUACCCUCUUGUUGUUGCUGUGUUGCCUGAUGUUCCUGAGGAACAUAGAGAGAUCUUGAGGUCUCAAGGCUGUGUUGUGCGUGAGAUCGAGCCUGUCUAUCCUCCAGAAGACCAGGUCUCGUAUGCAAGGGAUUAUUACAUUGUCAACUACUCCAAGCUUCGAAUCUGGAACUUUAAGGAGUACAACAAGGUGGUUUUCUUGGAUGCGGAUAUUCAAGUCUACGGCAACAUAGACGAGCUCUUUGAUUUGCCAGACGGUUACAUGCACGGCGCGAUAGGCUGUUUCUGUGAGAAAACAUGGAGCCACACACCGCAGUACACUAUCGGGUAUUGCCAGCAGUGCCCGGAAAAGGUGAAGUGGCCGGCCGAGAUGGACUCUCCUCCUCCUCCGUACUACAACGCCGGAAUGUUUGUUUUUGAGCCUAACCUUGCUACUUAUCACAGCCUCCUCGAGAGUCUCAAGGUCACACCACCUUCAGCAUUUGCAGAACAAGACUUUCUGAAUGUGUUCUUUGAGAAAGUUUUUAAACCGAUCCCAUUGGUUUACAACUUGAUUAUGUCUGUACUUUGGCGCCACCCGGAGAACGUGGACCUGGGGAAAGUCAAGGUUAUUCAUUACUGUGCGCCUGGAUCCAAGCCAUGGAAGUUCACAGGAAAAGAAGCUUUCAUGGACAGAGAAGAUGUCAAAAUGCUGGUUAAGAAAUGGUGGGAUAUUUAUGACGACGAGUCCCUCGAUCUCAAACCGAAAAGCACCUGA